AUGGCGUCUGAUGAUAAAACAAUGGACGAGGUGGUCAGAGUAAGUGCAGCUCAUAGCGAGACGGAAGUAAGCAAGCAGUAUGCAGGCGAGGUAGAAGGACCAGCGAAAGGAGCCCUGCAGGAAGCCAACCGAGGCCGUGCUGUCCAGAACAGCCGGGUGGUCGCCCUCAGUGGGAGCCCAGCGCUCCUGAAAGAGCAGCCUUACAGCGAUAGAAGUGAGCAGCUCGUCGCGUACGUGCUGCCAACUGCAUUCAAGUAUUGUUAUGUCUGGUUUGCUGAGGAUAUGAGGCAUCUUACGAUGCUGUGGCCGUCCGUCCUAGUGAUACUGGUGGCGACAGCAUGUGCGAGUGCGGACAAUUGUAUGCAGCUGCAAGACAAGCCAGGGUAUACCGUGCCACCAGGAGACAUCUCAGUGGAGUACGGCAAGCCCCUGGAGAUACUGUGUGUGUUGGACGCCGAACACAAGGCCACCGCAGGAAGCAACGCCAGCGACAUCGCGUUCGAGCGGAACGGGUCCCCCGUCCCCUCGAAAAAUGUGCAGGUGGUGAAUUCAACCACGGCACGCCUUUACAUGGAACAUGCUGAACCCGCAGGCAACGCCUACUAUUACUGUUUGCUCAAACCCAGCGGCCGAGAGCCAACCACCGUCUGCAUGAACCGCGUCGAUGUUGGGUACCCACCGGGGGAUCUGAAGAUUGAGAAUUUCACGUGUGUUUCUAGACACUUGAAAAAUCUCAACUGCACUUGGCAGGUUCCCGAGAACCCGAUAAAAACCACCUACAGCAUCAGCUACACGUACGGUUUGCCAGAGACGAGAUACCUCAACGGCGUCAAGUGCCCAGAUAAGAACAGUCCAAAUUUUGGGUACUGCUACUGGGACGGUAAAACAGAUCCGUUGUACCGCGAGAAGGAUGAGACCUACUAUUUCAAAAUAUCUGCAGAAAACGUUCUCGGCAAUCACACAUUCGAGGAAAUCGAAUUUAACCAGUGGGCACACGCACUGUUGGACAAGCCGGAGUUUCUGAAUGGUUCAUCGAAAACGACCAGUAGCGUGUACCUGCAUUGGCAGAUAGAUCCGAACCUGAAGCCGCUGCCGCUGAAGUACAAACUCCUGUACAAGUCGGAGACGUCAGAGUGCGACACGACAGACGAGUGGAAGCAAGUGGACACCUCCGAUUUCAACUGGAAGAGGUCGUCUUUCAAUCUCACCGACCUGCCGUACGCGAAUUUUCUGUACGACGUGCGGCUGUAUAUAGCUCCGGCCAAGGCGAAGGGGGACGACGUGUGGUCCGAACCGGCGACGUUUACUUUCAGAACGGAACCGAUGCCUCCCACAUCUCCACCAGAUCUCGCCCCGGGCAGCUUCCAGGUCAUCGGGAAGGAGUCUACGCGCGACGUUCUCAUCUUCUGGAAGAGGCUGCCUCGCUGCCGGGAGAAUGGAGACGAUUUCCGAUACAAGGUUGUGGCUAAAGAGGUCGGCACAGCGAAGCCAGAACUCGAGGAUCCCCAACCCAAGUCAUCGUACGCCAGGUUCAGUAACCUCUCGCUGAACGCGUAUGAAGUUUCCGUGUAUGCGGUGAACAAAGAGGGCAGCUCAAAACCGGCCGUUAUACUGAUACCCGAGAAGGUGCGGACACCGCCUCAGGCUUCGAGAAUCGUCACGGUCGUCAAAGAGAACGGUGUUGUACAACUGAAUUGGGACAGGGCUUUUCCGGAAGUGGGGACGAAGAAGGCAGAGACGUUCACAGUGUUUUGGUGCCAGAAUGAGCAGCUCACCAGUGUGCACUGCUCGGGAUUGCUCAACUCGGCGGUGGUGAGCAGCGAGAAGGCCGAAGCGACCAUCCAGACGAGGCCCGGGAAGGUGUACGAAUUCGGCGUGGCUGUGAACGCGGGCAACGCCAGCAGCGGCAUUACGUGGGUCACCUGCACCUUGAGACCGGACAGCGUGUACGGUCGAGUUUCCAUGCCGAUCGUGCUCAAGACGGCGGCCACCUUUCUGGAGAUCAGCUUCAAGGUGGACUGCCUCAAUGGACUGAAGAGCGCCCACUAUCAAGUUCAGUACUGCGCCAUAGACGGGCCCACGAAACCAGAAUGCAGGUGA
Schistocerca piceifrons (Central American locust) is the source of this 2100-nucleotide messenger RNA. Its product is annotated as cytokine receptor-like. The record is from RefSeq and is a predicted model, not a curated record. Gene Ontology annotation, molecular function: protein binding. The coding region runs from base 1 to 2100 and encodes 699 amino acids. The transcript has 2 exons. NCBI's taxonomy places the organism in Eukaryota, Metazoa, Arthropoda, Insecta, Orthoptera, Acrididae.